Molecule: messenger RNA, 2023 nt
Organism: Nelumbo nucifera (sacred lotus)
Lineage: Eukaryota; Viridiplantae; Streptophyta; Magnoliopsida; Proteales; Nelumbonaceae
Product: putative apyrase 6
Biological process (GO): nucleoside diphosphate catabolic process
Cellular component (GO): membrane
Molecular function (GO): nucleoside diphosphate phosphatase activity
Source: RefSeq, a predicted model, not a curated record
CGAGUUCCAAAAAACUGACUGCUACCAUCACCCAAAGAUCCAGAGCAGAACGGUUGAUUGAGAAAACCCAGUGGCUUCGUUGCCAUUUUUUUUUCCAAUGGACAAACUUCACAAAAAGAAAAUAAAUCGAACCAUUUUGAAUGGAGAAAGACUUAAGAGCUUGAUUAAUCUUCUCCUGAAAUGAGAACCAAAUAUUUCUGAUUCUGAUCCAGAUUUCCACAUGUUUGAUCUCUGCUUCUCGUCUUCAUCGCCAUGGAUUUCUCCAACCUCCAAUCUAGAGCUUCUUCUGCCUAUAUUCCUCCUCACAGAACACAGCUCCACCCUCGAAUGCAUUCCUUCUCUUCUUUCGCUUCGCCGAAUCCAAAACCAUCUCAACCGCGGGAUAGAUGGUGGGUUCUCCUUGCAGCUGUCUUAAUAGUUCCGUUUUUGUUUUACCUGUUUGCAAUUGCUAGGGGAAUCCAUAAGUCGUCGAAAUUUGACGAAUGGAGACCCAAGGGCUUUGGAGUGAUCAUCAAUGCCGGUAGCACUGGAUCGACAAUCCACGUAUUUGAGUUUCUUAAUGAGGGGAGGAUUCCGUUUGUUGGAUACGAUGGGAAGGGUUCCAAUUCGAUGAAGGUUCGCCCGGGGUUGUCGGAAUUCAGAGAUGAUCCUGGUAGAGCUGGGAGUUCAAUUUUGAGUCUUGUGGAGUUUGCGAAGGCGAGGGUUCCGAAGUCGGAGUGGAAGAAAACGAAGGUGAGGUUGAUGGGUACCGGAGAUUUGGGAAGGCUCGACAUGGAUGUAAGGAAAGCGAUCUUGGAGUCUUGCAGGCUGGUUCUGCGAUCUUCCGGGUUUUUGUUCAAAGACGAAUGGGCGUCUGUAAUUACAGGUCAGGAAGAAGGUGUUUAUGCCUGGGUUGCUGCAAACUAUGCUCUUGGAACCUUGGGAGGUGAUCCUAAGGAAACCACAGGAAUAAUUCAACUUGCUGAAGGUUCUAUUCAGGUAACAUUUUCUCCAAGAGGAUCUCUGCCAAUUCAAUUUUCACGGGUGAUUGAACUUGUUGGGGUUACUUACAAUCUUUAUUCUGAAAGCACUUUUCACUUUGGUCAGGAUGAAGCUUGGGCAUCAGUACUUGGAUUGCACAGUUCUCAAGAUUUGGGAUCAUUUUUAAGUUCUAGUGAGGGCAUUAUGAAGAAUCCCUGCAUCCCAAAAGGGUAUAGUCAGAAACUCAAUCAAGCUGAGAUUAAUACAAGUGAUGGAAAACAACUGGCAUCACAGUUAGCAGGAAACUUUUCUGCAUGUAGAUCUGAAGCUUUGGCAUUAUUACAGAAAGGAAAAGAUGAAUGCUUUCAUCCACCUUGCAAAAUAGUCUCAUCUUUCUUGCCUAAGAUACUAGGCAAUACUGUUCCUCCUGAUACCUUUUACUAUACCUCAGAGCUCUUUGGGAUGGUUCCGAGGGCUUCUCUGUCAGAAUUGGAGGCAGCUGGACGGCAUUACUGUGAAGAUGAUUGGCAUAAACUAAGAGAUGAACAUGAGGGCAUUGAUGAGAUUGAUUUGUUGAAAUACUGCUUCUCUUCUGCAUACAUUGUAGCACUGGUGCAUGAUAGCCUUGGAAUCUCUAUGGAUGAUAAGAGGAUUGGAUUUGCAAAUCAUGGUGGAAGCAUCCCUCUUGACUGGACCCUCGGUGCUUUCAUCCUCCAGACGGUGGUUGAGCCCCUUGAACUAGAACCAGAAAAUCUAGGACAAGUUGUUGGGAAUGAUUCAGUUGCGUACCUCACAUUGUUUAUCGUUCUGUUCUUAGCUAUCCUUGCUGCAUUCUAUGUAACAAAAUGGCAGAAACCACAAUUGAAAACAGUAUAUGACCUGGAGAAAGGGCACUACAUUAUAACUCGUGUGCCCAGGUGAUUUGUUGUUUUAAUUUUUUUCUUUGUUUUUUUUUUUUUUUUACAUGUUAAGUACAUGUAAAUGUAAUAGUUAAUAGAUUAGUUGAAGAAUCCUCUCUGGAAAUAUGGAAGAGGGGAAAAGGAAGGGAAAUCCCAUUUUUUCA